CUCGGGCCCCACCUGCUCUCCGGGAGGCGCCGUUCCGCAUCCACGGAUGGGCCUCGCGUGGCUGCACAUUCCCUGUCCCCAAAAGUCUGCAGCUCAAGGCUGGUGGCCCAUCUCAUCUGGAACCUCAGAAGCAGCACAGCGUGGUGCUCCAGACGAAAGAAAAAAGCUUUUCCUGAUUUGCCAAAGAAAAGGGGAACCUGAGGGCUUAGGAAAUGGGCCUGGCCGGGGGCUUUUUGAUGACCUUGGCCCCAGGCCAGAAGAAGCAAAUAUUGAGCACUGACUAUGUGCCCAGCAGGUGCUCCAGGCUCUGACCAUAUAAGCCAAAGUCCCUGCCCCGCUUGAUUUACAGUCUACAGACUAGAAAACAGACAACAAACAACCAUGUUUCCUGAGAGACUGGGAGUUGCAGGUACACUUCAGAAUCCAUGGACAAGGGAAGAAGAAUCUGCAUGGGGAUGGCUUGGCAAUCUGGUACACAAAGGAUCGGAUGCAGCCAGGGCCUGUGUUUGGAAACAUGGACAAAUUUGUGGGGCUGGGAGUAUUUGUAGACACCUAUCCCAAUGAGGAGAAGCAGCAAGAGCGGGUGUUCCCCUACAUCUCAGCCAUGGUGAACAAUGGCUCCCUCAGCUAUGAUCAUGAGCGGGAUGGGCGUCCUACAGAACUAGGGGGCUGUACAGCAAUUGUCCGCAAUCUCCAUUAUGACACCUUCCUUGUGAUUCGAUAUGUCAAGAGGCAUUUGACGGUAAUGAUGGACAUCGAUGGCAAGCAUGAGUGGAGGGACUGCAUUGAGGUGCCUGGGGUCCGUCUGCCCCGGGGCUACUACUUUGGUGCCUCCUCCAUCACUGGGGAUCUCUCCGAUAACCAUGAUAUCAUUUCCCUGAAGUUGUUUGAACUGACAGUGGAGAGAACCCCAGAAGAGGAGAAGCUGCAUCGAGAUGUGUUCUUGCCCUCAGUGGACAACAUGAAGCUGCCUGAGAUGACAGCCCCCCUGCCACCCCUGAGUGGCCUGGCCCUCUUCCUCAUCGUCUUUUUUUCGCUGGUAUUUUCUGUGUUUGCCAUUGUCAUUGGUAUCAUACUCUACAACAAAUGGCAGGACCAAAGCCGAAAGCGUUUCUACUGAACUCUUCUGAUGCCACCAUUUCUGACUGUCACCCAUGAAGUGUGGGAGGAGCAGGCACCGGCCUAAGCACACAGCCCAGCGGGUCUUUUCCAGUCUACAAAAUAGCUGGUCGAGGACUUGGUUCUGUCACUGGAGCUUUGAAUGCAGGGACACUGCAUUCCCAUGGUCAUCCAUGGCAACAUCUAACUCUGGUUCAGGAUGCCCACCCACCCCAGGGCAAUGCUGCUGUGACGUGCCUUUCCCUGCAGUCUUUCCCCUUAGGAGGUAAGAAGGAUGGAGAGACUACAUGCUAUUAUGAUGCCAAAAUCACAGAGAAGAAUUUCAUAGCCCAGGCUGUGGCCUUGUUGGACUCAGAGGGCCCUUUCACUCAUUUUUAAAUCUACAGAGAACAAAACACUGAUAACUCCUCAUAUAUUUUAGCCACUCAGUCAUUGGUUUUUGCUUUUUGUCCAAGCGUCUGUUCACUGAGUUUUCCUUGGAAUUCUGGGUAGAAAUUUCCCUUCCUUGCCUUCCUUCCUCUCCAUUCUUUGUCUUCUCCAAAUGCAAGCUGAGCUGGAAGAGAUGUCUGGAUGCCUCUCGGGCAGGAUUUGGGACUGCCGAACAAAAAAGUUUUAUUGACACUAUUAGGUGGCCGUGAGUGAGGGGACUUUCUCACUGGUUUUCUCUCACCAGAGGACUGGUUUUCUUUUCUAACCCUUGUUUUUUUUUAGCAUGGUUCUUGGUUCUAUUGAUGUGUUCGUGGUCUUCCCAAGUAGGUCCCUGUAGGUCCUUAGUCAAGUUUGGCUGAAAGUUGGUAUGCAAAUCAAGAGAUGUUUGGAAGAUCUCAUGGAUGCCAUGGAAUUAACUGUGAAACUGACCAGCUCCACGUUUGACACCUAAAGCAACAUUUGCUCUGUGAACUGACCACGUGGGGGUGUUUCUGGACUUGGAGCCUGCUUAGCUGCAUGUCUUGUGUUUAUCAUGAAUUUUGAAAUCCCUCAAAAUGUAAAAGAUGCUUUCUUCUUAUAGCCUGGGCUUGGAAACUCCCCAAAGAGGAAAUUUGGCUUUUUCUUGAUGGAUAAGAAAUAGCUGCUGUUCUCCUGUCCCAAAUCUGGGAGACCCUCAUCAUCUGUGCCUGGAAGAGUUCGUUGUCACUGAGCAGCAGAGCCUGAGUGUCAUCCUCUGUGGAUCAGCCCAUAUUCCACUGCCUUAUCUGAUGAGGGGUCACAUGCUGCUCACCUAUCUGCCUGUGAUUAAAUUGGCUAACAGGCUGGAAUCUCCCUGGAGGGCCUGGAACUCUGAGCUCUCUAACUGUGUACUUUUCUGUAGCUAAGGGAAAUUCUUAAAAUGGCUGAUGGAAACCAAACAUGAGCUUCUGACUCAGUGUCCUUUCUUCUAGGGGUGGGUUUGGGGGAAGGUCCAGGCCUUUUUCCUGAUCCUGAAAUCCCGCGUGCCUUGUCCUGCUUCUCCUGGAUGGGGAAAACCCGCCAGUAAGCUCAGAAGGGAAGGAAGUGACCUUGGCUUGUAUGGUUUGCAUCUUCUUGGGCUUAUCUUUCCCGUGUGCAUCACAGGCUGUAGCUGUAUCCGGAUGGAAUUAAAGUGUGAUCCUCCUACCACCUUCUUCACCACUACAGAUCAGCCCCAGAAUGCCAGAACAAACUGUAACCUUGAUUUUGGCCUUAAAACCAAGUAGAACUAAAAAAAACACAAACAAAACCUAGCUGUUCCAUUUUGAGUUCAAGGGGAGAUUGGAUAGAUGCCAGUGAUAGGAGGACCCAGGUGGACUUCUGAGAUGGGCCAGGAAAUGGUACAGGAAGAGGGGAUUUUUGUCAUGGAGCGGGUGUGUGUGUGAGAGGUUGAACUUGAGUUUUGUAUGAGUACCUUAUGUGUGCUCCUUGAGGUCUUUUUUUUUUAAAAGACUUAUUUAUUUAUGCAUAGAAGAGCUGGGGUACAGGCCAGAGAUGCGGGGGUUACAGGAGGUGAGAGGAUCCACCAGAGACAGUGGGGAGCAGAACAGGCAGACUAACUGAAAUACACUGCUGAGGGGAGUAGCAGGCGAGACCGGAGAGGUCUGCCUCACCAUGUGGGUUGCUCCCUGGCCGGCCGGGGAUCGAACUCAUGAUACAGAGGCCGUGGAUUGCUUCAUAGUGUGGUGCUUAAUCCCUUGCACCACCAGGGAGGCCCUCCUUGAGGUUUUUGAAAGAGUACAAGGAAAAAAAUGAAAUGUAUUCCCGCCCAGCCUAAAACUGCCUUUAAAUUGUGUGGGGCAAGGAAAUUGUCUGACCUUGCAUUGCUUGUUCUGCCCCAGUUUUUGCUUUUUGUUCUAGAAACAAACAGUUCCCAUUGUGAAUGGGACUGAAUAUUGUUCUGGAAACUGUGAUCCCAGGUAUAUCCUAGAGGAGGGAGAUGCCUGGUCCAUGGUAUGGCUCUUUUGUGCACAUGCACUAGAGGUGUGAGCAGGCCUGGGCAAGCUGCACACCCCACGUGAUUCAUUUCUCUUCCUCACAGUCCUCAUUUCCCACUGACUUCAGAGCAUCUUAGCGUGGAAGAGACCCUGAGGACUAGAAGUGGUGUUACUCCCUCUCCCCUUGCGAGUCUGUCUGAAAGGCUAGCGUUUUCAGACUUUGAUUUUGUUUCCAGCCCUCUUUCACUCAUUCUCAAAUUACAAGGUAGUUCUUUGUUACAAAACUUAUUUAUUUUCAUGAAAAAUUGCAACCCUGCCCUUCCCGUUGGAAGUGGUUUCUAAGCAAAAUGGCCAGAUUAUCCCUAGUCCCUUGCAUAUAUUCUAGAAGAUAGAAACAAGUAACUGGUGGAAAGCCCAAGGGUAGAGCUGAUAGUGGGUAGGAGAAAUGCCAGGCAAACAUGCGAGAACUAGUUUUGUGGGGCUGGAGGUUCUGGAAAAAUAUCUCUCAGGUGAUUCAUGGGUUCCUGGAGGAAUUUCAACUCAUGGUCUAUUGUAGGCUCUGGGUUCACUUCUGGGUGGUGGCCUUGGAAGUAUUGGAAUUGCCAAAACCAAAGAUAUUGCUGAGUAUUUUCAUGGGAGCAGUCAGCCGAAGUUCAGGUUUGACCCAGUUCAUGGCCAAGUAGUUCUAGAGAGAAUAGGCAACAGUUAGCUUAAAGUAGCAGCUUGAUGGCUCUCUCCUGAGUCUUCCCAAGAGCAACCAGUACCUUUGUCUGUCCCCAUGCUUGGCACUCACCGGAGUUGAAUAGAUGAAGUUGAACAGUACAAGCACUAUAACCAGCAUGAUUACGACGAAAAUGAUCUUAUAGCGAUAGCGCUUCCAGAAAACAUGGCAGAAAGUUUGAAUAGGUGAAUGCAGCCACAUGGAAAAGCUGUUGAUGCGUCUGUCCAUGAGCAGAAGAGAUGUCAGAGAGUGGAGGGCAGAACCUUCAGGUCAAGUCAUCCAGAGCAGAGAGCUUGCUUUUUAUUAAGUAGCUUCUGCUUGCUACCUCCCCCCAGCCUCCACCCCAGUCUGUCUUUUUGCUCCUGAUAAUAGCAACACUGAUCUGGAGCAGAGGGAAGCAAUUCCGUCUCUCCACGUGUAGGCCCACCAGUCAGCAGUCAAACUGCUGGGCCCAGCAGUUCAGCUUUUUGAAGGGGUGAGGGGGAUUCCUUGCCCUUGCCUUACACGACCCUUACAGGGGAGGAUAAAGUGUAGGGUAUUGGUUGGGUUCUGAUUGGCCUCGUCCUGCUGGCUUGAUUAAAGCAUCCUUCUCUGACAGAAUCUCCAGGGUCAUCUUCACUUUACCCUACAAACACCAUUAGUGGUAGGAGGCUGAGGACAGACAGCAAAGCAAAAAUAGUUUUAAUGCCUCUUCCCAGUGUCCAGAAAAGAAAAGGGAUUUAGCUAAGUGCCCCAGAAAUCUGUAGAGUCAAGUUACAUGGCACAGCAGUCCUACCCAUUCCCAGCUCUUACCGACAUGCGCCAUUUGCCAUUAUCGAGGACCUGGCAAGGCCACCAGCCAGUUACAGUCUUCUUCUUAAAGAGGGAGAAGUAAUGGUUUUGGAGGAAUUGGGGCAAGUUCGCGUCGACAUCCAUCAUCCUGGUGGAGCACAGUUUGGCGUGCUUGGCUGGGAGGGGCAUGUCAGACAAAUCCAACUCCAGGACCCCUGAGCCCAGAGAAAUACCGUCAGCAAGAGUGAGCUCCUUGCCUUAUGGUUACAGGCCCCAUGCCAGGAUCUCACCUAGGAAAUCAUCAGGGGAGAAUACGUCGUUGUCCCAGACCUGGAUGAUGAGCCGAGCCGGGAACUUCAUCACCGUGGGGUCCAGGCUCCAGACGUAAUCCUAGAGGAUGGCAGAAGGGCACAUUAUCAGCCUGUCUCCCUUGCCAUUUCCCCGGGUCACCUUGGUAGUCCAGCAAUGAUGGAAUGUCUAGAAAGGAUUUUCACCCGAGCUCACAUGCCAAGUGUUAUGGUACGUAGUUUACAGAUCUCCAAUGGAGGAGUGGGAGGGACACUACACCCCACCCGAAGACCUGUUACCUUCUGACUCAGGACGCACACACGCUCAGCUGCCAGGUAGUCCAAGGUGAAGAUGAACCUCCAGUUGAAGUCGGCAUCCCCAGUCAGGGAGCGGUAGUGGAUAUCUGUCUUCUGCAUGUCCUUCUCUAGCCCGAAUAACCACCUGGGGCCAAAUUCCUUUCACCUGGGGGUCAUGUGUGUGGUCCCCAUGCCCCAGCUGGAGUCUUGUUUGGAGGGCUGCCCAGCAGACACCAGGCACAGGUGGAAGCAGAGAGAUGUCACCCUUGGGAUUAGGAGGACCCAUAGGAAUGACAGAACUAGGGAACUCUGGGGGAACACUGCUGGAGCCCUGCUCCUCUUCCUCACCCUUUGAUGUAGAUGUCACUCAUCCUCUCAGUACUUAAGCUGAUGUCACUCAGGUCCACAUUGGCAGUUUUCCAGAUAAUACAGCGCAGCUCAUACCUGUAGUCAUGGUGCUCUGAGGCUUUGCUGGGGAAUAGCUCCCGGGCUGCAGCCUUGAUGAGGCAACAGUGGCCUAGAAGGCCGCCCUCCAUGCCCACACCAGUCUUGAUGCAUUGGGGGAACCCAAGAAAAGAAACCCAGGGUUCCCAGGAGAGGAAAAAGAAUGACUGCAGCUCAGUGUUGGAGAACUCUGAUGCUCUGCACCAUGAGUAGGCUACUCUGUCCAGUGCAGUGGUUGGAAUGGGCCAUCACUUACCUUCUAGGCUUUCUGGGUCUGAUGUUGACUGGGGGACCAGGAGGCCCAAGCUUCUUGGGGAAGAUGUCCACCCACAUUUGCACCUUCCCCUAGA
Molecule: messenger RNA, 6373 nt
Organism: Talpa occidentalis (Iberian mole)
Lineage: Eukaryota; Metazoa; Chordata; Mammalia; Eulipotyphla; Talpidae
Gene: LMAN2L
Product: lectin, mannose binding 2 like
Exons: 8
Coding region: 488-1120 (210 amino acids)
Biological process (GO): Golgi organization; endoplasmic reticulum organization; endoplasmic reticulum to Golgi vesicle-mediated transport
Cellular component (GO): endoplasmic reticulum membrane; endoplasmic reticulum-Golgi intermediate compartment; Golgi membrane
Molecular function (GO): D-mannose binding
Source: RefSeq, a predicted model, not a curated record